AUGUACACACAUUCGGUCGCUUUUGGUUUGAAACAAACACUGGUUCAGACAACAUUUGUGGCAUAUAGUGAUCCACCAGCUAGUUAUGAUUUGUUCAUCAAAUUUCAUUCAGCAAAAAAUUUGCCGAAAACCUUUCUAGUCGGACACACAGAUCCGUAUUUUACUGCUAAACUCGACAGCCAACUUUCCUACACCUCAACUAUCGUAUCCAACACAUUGUCACCUACUUGGCAUCAUGAAGAAUGGAUUGUUCGUAAUAUUCCUCACAAUGCAAAAUUAACUGUUAAGAUUUACGACAAAGACGACGAUAAGCCUGUCGAUAAUUAUAUUGGCUUUUUCGAUAUUCUUGAUCUUAUUAAUUAUGAAAGUUCCGCACAAGGUCAUAAAAUUACAGGUCCAUUCGGUCAACACAAUGGUAUUUUUUAUUUAUCUAUUCGUUCAAUACCAUCGUCCGAUGAGACAAAGCUUCUACCUCGAUACACAUUCGAUGGUCCUUGUCGAUAUUUUCGUCACGAUUCAUUGACCGUUGGUCGUUUAACAAUGGUCAAUGCGAAUCGUGUUUACUCAACGUGGAAAGUAGAAAUGCGACGAAUUUCUGCGUUUUUCAAUCCACACGAUCGCCAGUAUUGGAACAAGGAUUAUACAGCUGCACAAGCAAUAUUCGGCAGCUGUCCUUUAACAUUAGCAUCUCAGAGCACGAUAAAGCUAGCACAUAAAGCAUUGCAUAGUCAAACGCUGAAAAAUAGCGAAGCUGGAUUCGUUAUUGAUGCUGAUGAUUUAUGGCUGAACAUUUUUACUGACCGCACAACAAAUCAGAUCAAGCCAUGUAUCUAUACAUACAUCAUAGACGACCGCACAUGGCGAUUUAGUCAAACAGGUGCUCAGUUUUUCACCGAUUUUGUGAGUAAACAUGCAUUAUUAGCCAAUUGUUCUGAAUAUGUUCGCUAUGCUGGUGAAUUCCAUCCUCGACCAAAAUACGGCUGGGACCGAUGUGAUGAUGAGUGGGAACUGGUAUUCGACAACGGGUCUGGAACAUAUGCACCUGAUGUGAAUCUGUUGAAUAAUCUAAAAGACUUGUUGAUAUUCAACUUUCCUGGUUUGAAUAUUGUCACUUAUGAUCAUAACGAUCCGCUGUUAAAGGAAAGUGUAAAGAAGCUGAUAAAAUUCAUGGACGACCAUUCAAGUACCGUAACAGUCACGAACAGACUAUUUUGUGUCUGA
Molecule: messenger RNA, 1221 nt
Organism: Adineta ricciae
Lineage: Eukaryota; Metazoa; Rotifera; Eurotatoria; Adinetida; Adinetidae
Source: the annotation of a GenBank genome assembly